Humulus lupulus (European hop) is the source of this 2588-nucleotide messenger RNA. Its product is annotated as hydroxyproline O-galactosyltransferase GALT4-like. Gene Ontology annotation, molecular function: galactosyltransferase activity; carbohydrate binding. The record is from RefSeq and is a predicted model, not a curated record. Gene Ontology annotation, cellular component: Golgi membrane. NCBI's taxonomy places the organism in Eukaryota, Viridiplantae, Streptophyta, Magnoliopsida, Rosales, Cannabaceae. The coding region runs from base 258 to 2258 and encodes 666 amino acids. The transcript has 8 exons.
UUUAUAUUAUAGUAACUUAUUUCUACACUACAUUAUUUACUUAUUUUAAAGUCGCGUCAUUUUCCACUUGAUUUUUGCCAUUUGCGUACAAAACUCCAGACAAGCAAAAGAGCUCGGCACGCAGCCAGCAAUGGGUUAGGGUUUACUGAACGGAGGUGCUCUGGUGAACUGGCAAUCUCAAACCGUACUCAUUGUCUGUACAAAACCUAGGUGUUUAGUGGGUGUAAGGUGUGGAGGCGUUUUAGGCGGAGGAGGCUAUGAAGCGAGGGAAGUUGGACUCGCUGAUGUCUCCCAGUCGACUCAGACUGCUGCAAAUGCUGAUGGCUUUAUUGUCUUUUUACAUGCUCUUCAUGAGUUUCGAAAUCCCUCUGGUGCUCAGAACCAGGUUUGGGUCGGGCUCAACCGAUGGGCUCUAUGGGUUUAUCGGCGACAGCUUGCCCAAACCGCUUGAGAGCGAGGAGGAUUUGGUUGAUAAAGACUCCCCAACUCGUCCCACGGAGGACCCUUUUAGCCAGCCGUAUCGAACCUCAGAGAGACGCGUUCGUGAGUUCAAGAAAGUUUCCGGUUUGGUGUUCAAUGAGACCGUCUUUGAUGGGAACGUUGGUAAAGAUGGAUUCUCCGAACUUCAAAAGGCAGUGAAGCAUGCUUGGGUGGUAGGUAGGAAGCUCUGGGACGAGCUUAAGUCUGGGAAAAUUGAGCAACAAACAGCCGGCAAGCCAGCUAACCGGUCCGAGCAGUGUCCUCAUUCGAUUACGCUUUCUGGUUCCGAUUUUCAGGCUCGAAAUCGAGUUUUGGUGCUUCCUUGUGGGUUGACACUAUGGUCUCAUAUCACAGUUGUUGGUACACCGCGUUGGGCUCACGCUGAAUAUGAUCCUAAGAUAGCAGUGUUGAAGGAAGGAGAUGAAUCGGUUAUGGUUUCACAGUUUAUGAUGGAGUUGCAGGGCUUGAAGACCGUGGAUGGAGAAGACCCGCCGAGGAUAUUGCAUUUCAAUCCGAGGCUGAAGGGGGAUUGGAGUGGAAAGCCUGUGAUUGAGCAGAAUACGUGUUAUCGGAUGCAAUGGGGUCCGGCGCUUAGGUGUGAAGGAUGGAAAUCAAGGGCCGAUGAAGAAAGCGUUGAUGGACAGGUGAAAUGCGAGAAGUGGAUUCGCGACGAUGAUAGUCACUCAGAAGAAUCAAAGGCCUUGUGGUGGUUGAACAGGCUGAUUGGUCGUACCAAGAAGGUGACCAUAGAUUGGCCGUAUCCUUUCGCAGAGGGCAGGCUAUUUGUGCUUACCGUGAGUGCUGGCUUGGAAGGUUACCAUAUCAAUGUUGAUGGUCGGCAUGUAACUUCUUUCCCAUAUCGCACGGGAUUUGUUCUUGAAGAUGCCACAGGACUUUUUGUGAAUGGGGAUGUGGAUGUGCAUUCUGUAUUCGCGGCCUCAUUACCCACAUCACAUCCUAGUUUUUCGCCACAAAUGCAUCUUGAGAUGGCUGCUAGAUGGAAAGCUCCAAAUCUUCCUAAUGGUCGAGUGGAACUUUUUAUUGGCAUCCUUUCUGCCGGUAAUCAUUUUGCUGAACGGAUGGCUGUAAGGAAGUCAUGGAUGCAGCACAAGUUAAUUAGAUCUUCAGAUGUCGUAGCUCGUUUUUUCGUGGCACUUAAUGGAAGAAAGGAGGUAAACAUUGAGUUAAAAAAGGAAGCAGAUUAUUUUGGUGAUAUUGUUAUAGUCCCUUAUAUGGAUAACUAUGACCUUGUUGUGUUGAAGACGAUAGCAAUCUGUGAAUAUGGGGUUCGCACGGUUACUGCAAAGUAUGUGAUGAAGUGUGAUGACGACACGUUUGUUAGGGUAGAUGCUGUGCUUAAGGAGGCACACAAAGUUCGUGGAGAUAAAAGUCUCUAUAUUGGAAACGUCAACUACCACCACAAACCCUUCCGUCAUGGCAAAUGGGCAGUGACAUACGAGGAAUGGCCAGAAGAAGAUUAUCCACCUUAUGCAAAUGGUCCAGGCUACAUCAUAUCCAGUGACAUUGCAGAGUUCAUCAUAUCUGAGUUCGAAAAGCACAAGCUGAGAUUAUUCAAGAUGGAAGACGUGAGCAUGGGCAUGUGGGUUGAACAGUUCAACAGUUCAAAACCCGUAUAUUAUCUGCAUAGCUUGAAAUUCUGCCAGUUUGGUUGCAUUGAUGAUUAUUACACUGCACACUACCAAUCACCUCGACAGAUGAUUUGCAUGUGGAGCAAAUUGCAGCAAAGUGGAAGACCCCAAUGCUGUAACAUGAGAUGACAAAAGAUAACACAUAAUUUAAGAUAGUAUUUCUUCUCAAACUUAAGAAGAAACAACACAGGGUAACUGGUUUUUGCAGUCAUAGUAAGAUUAUUACAUCUCUGUAGAUAUUCGGAAGGAUUAGAUUCUAAGUCACAGUGGGGGCAGCCUCUGCCCCAUUCCAAAUUUAUUUAAUUAUACACCUAGUAUAGCUUCCUGAUCCCGGCAAUGCAAUUCAUCUUUUGUAUUCUUUCCUAUUGCAUAUACACAUACAGACAUUAAACUUGUACUUCGAAUAGUGGACAGUUCACUUAUGGUCAAUGAUAUUAAAUGCAUCUCAAAUUUGCCACA